Molecule: messenger RNA, 1279 nt
Organism: Octopus bimaculoides (California two-spot octopus)
Lineage: Eukaryota; Metazoa; Mollusca; Cephalopoda; Octopoda; Octopodidae
Product: phosphatidylcholine transfer protein
Molecular function (GO): phosphatidylcholine intramembrane carrier activity; phosphatidylcholine binding
Source: RefSeq, a predicted model, not a curated record
AUGUCACUGAAAUGGUUUUUCUAUUUUCCUACACUAUCUUAUGCGAACAGUGGGUUUAUGUCUGGUAAACACAUUGAUCACAAACGCUAAGCAACAUAUUAAUUUAAUAAGAAACCAUAUAACAUGAGUAAUGUAAUAAAAGGUUCGGAGAUUGUUUUAUUUUUAUAUACUUUCAAAGAAGAAUUAUUAUGAAUAAUCAUUAUCGGUCGUCAGUGGACGAGGAGCGGACAUUGGAGAGCGGAAGUGUGUGAAGGGGCCGCGCUAGGAUUGAACCGAAACCCGAGAUAGUGAAAGUUACUGACAGCGUGACAGCUAAUUUCUUCACCUGUAACCUUUAAACAGAAUAUCGAUCUUCUUUUUUAGAUAUUUUUAUGGUAUAAAAACAGGAAAAAAAUAGUGUUUAUUAAUCUUUAAUCAUAAAAUGGCGGCAUUGUUUGAAGAUUCGGAAUUUACGGCAGCUUGUGAGGAAUUAGACGAACCGAAAUUAGAAGAAUGGGAAUUUUUUACUGAAUCACACGGAAUGAAAAUCUACAGAUUAUAUAAUGCUAGUUCAGGUUUAUACAAGUACAAAGUCUUUGGAGAAAUGGAUUUAGAUCCUGAAAUAUGCUCACAGGUGUACAUGGAUCUUGAAUAUCGUAAGACAUGGGACAACUAUGUACAUGAGCUGUAUGAAAAAACAAUAGAUAAUAAAAACCUCAUCUACUGGGGAGUGAAAUUCCCCAAACCUAUGUCUUACCGUGAUUAUGUGUAUAAGAGAGAGCUACGCAUUAUUGACUGGAAAGGAGCCAAAGUAUAUGUGAUCAUUGCUCAAAGUGUUGAUGAAGUAACAAAUUUCCCUGAGAAAUGGAUGACAGUCAGAGUAGAUGAUUACUACCAAAGUUUGGUAAUUAGUAAACAACCAGAAGGAGGUACAAAAGUUUUCAUGCAAUAUUAUGAUGAUCCGAAAGGCAUGAUACCAACUUGGUUAAUCAACUGGGCUGCAAAGACGGCUGUCCCAGCAUUCUUGACACAAAUGAACACAGCUUGCAAAAAUUAUCCAAAAUAUCUUAAAUCAAAAGCUGGCAAAAAUUGACAAAAUUUAGCAUUUAUAAGUUUAUAUUGAAAGUUUACUUUUUAAAUUUCAGUUAUUUCUGUACCUUUCUAUACUGUUAAUAGUUUCACUAGUGAAAAGGAAAGCAUUGUUGCUUUCCUUUAUCAGAAUACAGAAAUAAUAUUUUGUGAGUUCAAUUUUCCAACACUUUUAGGAAGUUCACUUUUUCAAAAUAAAUGUAUAACUUCA